Messenger RNA from Lolium rigidum, 1998 nucleotides. Its product is annotated as protein IMPAIRED IN BABA-INDUCED STERILITY 1-like. The record is from RefSeq and is a predicted model, not a curated record. Lineage: Eukaryota; Viridiplantae; Streptophyta; Magnoliopsida; Poales; Poaceae. Gene Ontology annotation, molecular function: RNA polymerase II CTD heptapeptide repeat kinase activity; ATP binding; cyclin-dependent protein serine/threonine kinase activity. The transcript has 3 exons. Gene Ontology annotation, cellular component: cyclin-dependent protein kinase holoenzyme complex; nucleus. Gene Ontology annotation, biological process: protein phosphorylation; positive regulation of transcription elongation by RNA polymerase II. Bases 1 to 1998 code for a protein of 665 amino acids.
AUGGGGUGCGCCGUGUCGAAGGGGGCGGCGCAGGGAUCGCCGGGGUACGACGUGUCGUCGGCAUCGGGGUACGAAGCGGUGUCCCGUAGCGCGUCGGCGUCGGCGUCGAUAUGGAGCAGGCCUGUGCGGCUGGAGGCGCUUGAUCUUGGCGGCGAUGGGGAGGAGCAGGAAGGCGUGCCCGGCAACAUCAUCGUCGCCGGCGCCGGCACGGCGCGGCUGGGCAACCUGCACCGCUACAUCGAGUGCGAGCAAGCGGCGGCCGGGUGGCCGGCGUGGCUGAGCGCCGUGGCCGCCGAGGCAGUGCAGGGGUGGGUCCCUCUCAAGUCCGAGAACUUCGAGAAGCUGGAGAAGAUCGGGCAGGGCACGUACAGCAGCGUGUUCCGCGCCCGGAGCCUGGAGACGGGCCGCGUGGUGGCGCUGAAGAAGGUGCGGUUCGACAGCUUGGAGCCGGAGAGCGUUCGGUUCAUGGCGCGGGAGAUCGUCGUGCUCCGCCGGCUGCAGGGCCACCCCAACGUGGUCGGCCUCCAUGGCCUCAUCACCUCCCGCUCCUCUCCUAGCAUCUACCUCGUCUUCGAGUACAUGGAGCACGACCUCGCCGGGCUCGCCUCGUCCUCCGCCGCCGACAGCUCCUUCUCCCAGCCCCAGAUCAAGUGCUACAUGCGGCAGCUGCUGGCGGGGCUGGAGCACUGCCACGCGCGCGGGGUCAUGCACCGGGACAUCAAGUGCGCCAACCUGCUCGUCAGCGCCGACGGGCAGCUCAAGAUCGCCGACUUCGGCCUCGCCAACCUCUUCUCCUCCUCGCCGCAGCAGCCGCCGCUCACCAGCCGCGUCGUCACGCUCUGGUACCGGCCACCGGAGCUCCUCCUGGGCGCCACCGCCUACGACCCCACCGUGGACCUCUGGAGCGCCGGCUGCGUCUUCGCGGAGCUCCACGCCCGCCGCCCCGUGCUCCAGGGCCGCACCGAGGUCGAGCAGAUCCACAAGAUCUUCAAGCUCUGCGGCUCGCCGCCCGACGCCUACUGGCGCCGCCUCGGGAACGUGUCGUCCUCGUCGUCCGUGUUCCGGCCGCAGGUACCCUACGAGAGCCGCCUCGGGGAGACCUUCGGGUCCGCAAUGCCCGACGCCGCGCUGCGCCUCCUCAGCACCCUCCUCUCGGUCGAGCCCGCCGCCCGCGGCACUGCCUCCUCCGCCCUUGCCUCGAACUACUUCGCCCACGCGAGCGAACCACCGUCCGCGAUGAUCCCUCCCAGGUGCGCGGCGCCGAACAGGGAGAUGGACGCUAAGCUCCGGGAUGAAGAAUCGAGGAGGAGGAGGAACGAGACGGCGAAGCGGCUGUCGAGGGCGCACAGGAGCAUGCAGGACACCAGCAGCAGCCAGCGGCAUCACGGCCACGUCCACGCCGAGGAGUCGCUCCCCCUGGAAGUCGAGCCGGUGGUGGCCGCCAGCAAGCGCCAUGACGACGACGCCCGGCCAACGCCGGCGCCGUGCGCCAGGCAGGAGGAGGACGCGCCGGCUCGGCUCGCCGACCACGUCGCUCUCAGCGCCGGCCCCGUGCAGCUCGCCGCGUCCACCGGAUUCGCGUGGGCCAAGAAGCCCAGAGUACCCGACGCGGCGGCGACCAAGAGGAGCUCCUCCAGGAGGACCAACAACACCGACGGUGGCGACGCCGCAAGCACAGGAGCAACAACCACCACCACAGCUCCAUACGAGGUGGAGAAGCAGGAGAUGAUCAAGCAGUGGGCGCAGGUUGCAGAGGCCUUCGGUUCAUCUCAGCCCUACAACAGCAGCAGGUCCAUCAGGGAACCACUGGACGGCAAGCAGCUCAAGACCAGCAAGAAGAACAAGGGGAAGAAGAUGAAGAGGGUGGACUACUCGGGCCCGUUGCUGUCGCGCGUCGACGAUCUCCUCCACCUGCAGAGCCACGAGCAGCAGAUCCGGCGAGCUGGCCGCCGGUCGUGGUUCCACAAAGGAAGCAAGAGGGAGCAGCAGCAGCACUAA